This is a messenger RNA of Fusarium vanettenii 77-13-4, 3814 nucleotides long. RefSeq lists its product as uncharacterized. Bases 1 to 3696 code for a protein of 1231 amino acids. The record is from RefSeq and is a predicted model, not a curated record. Gene Ontology annotation, biological process: nuclear division. Lineage: Eukaryota; Fungi; Ascomycota; Sordariomycetes; Hypocreales; Nectriaceae. The transcript has 5 exons. Gene Ontology annotation, cellular component: nucleus; cytoplasm. Gene Ontology annotation, molecular function: mRNA binding.
AUGGCCGACACCGCCGAGCUUUCUGCCGCUCAGAAGCUGAUGCAGAAGCACGCCGAAGCUCCUCACCACGUCACUGUUGAGGAUGCCCCGGAUGAGGACCUUCCCAUUCACGCCCCCGCCGAGGCCUCAAGCUCCGCCGAAGUCGUAAUUCCCAAGCCGACCAAGCCUGCCGCCGCUACUCUGGAUACUCAAUCGCAUGAACUGUUCCCUGAGCUCGGUGCUCCUAAGGGCAAGGCCGCCAAUGUCGCUCCUAUCUGGGGCGCCAAGAAUGCCAAUGGCAAGACCAAUGGAGGUGCCUCCAACGGCGGUUCUCGUUCCUCAACUCCCGUCUCUGGAGCUGCUACCCCUAAUAAGCCUUCCAUGUUCAUCCCCGGCCGCAAUGUUGAGACUGUGACUCUUGACCCCCAGUACAUCCUGCCCCGUGGCCAGCUCAGGAGGCCCAUCACCGACAUUAUCAAGGACAUCAACCGCAAGUCUCGUGCCACCAUCUCCAUGGCUACCUCGGCCAAUGGUCGUUACAAGUUUGAUGCCGCCGGUCCUCAGGACGUUGCUCAACAGGCGCUCAAGGACCUGGUUGCUCAGAUCGGAACUCGGACUGCCAUCAAGGUCCCGAUUCCCCAGUCCACCCGAGCCCAUAUCAUCGGAAAGGGAGGUUCCAUGAUCAAGGCCCUUCAGGAGAAGACUGGUGCCAAGAUCCAGCUUCCCAAGGUCGAUGAGAACAACCCAAUCGACGAGGAGGAUGACGAUGCCACCAUUGAUGUCACCAUUGAGGGUAAUGCCCUUUCUGCUGCUUCUGCCCGUGACGAGAUCUUGAAGAUUGCUGGCGAGCGAUCUGCCAAUGUCCAGACUAAGGUUCGGGGCAUCCCCGCCGCCUUCUACCCCUUCAUUGCCGGCCCCGACAAUGCUCUGGCCCAUGCUCUCGAGGAGAACAACGGUAUCCAGAUCCGUGUCCCUCCUCUGCAGGCCUACACUCCUGGCCAGGUUCCUGUUACCGCCGUCCCUGGUCAGCGACCUGUCUUUGCCCCUGCUGGCCAAGAAGAGAACCACAUCCAGCUUGCCGGUGACCGUGCUGCCGUUCAGAAGGUCCGCGCCGAGAUUGAGCGCCAGGUUGCUGAGCUCCACAGACAGCUUGCUGCCGAGCAGCUGUCGAUCCAGCGUGGCCGCCACCAGUUCAUUAUUGGUGAUCGUGGUGUCCCUGUCGAUCAGUUCUUUAACGACACUGGAUGUGCUAUUCUGCUGCCCACUGAUGAGGACGAUGACACUAUUACUGUCGUCGGUCCUGCUGAUCAGGUUGCUGCUGGUCUGGAAAAGGCCAUGGACCUGGCCAUGGGUAUGCAAAUGUCCAACCUCGACAUUGCCCGAUUCCACCGCAAUGCCCCUGGCGGCGCUGCUAUUCACGCCGGCAACGUCACCCGCUACCUUCGACAGCGCAAGGAGAUUGAGCGCCUCGAAAAGCUCUACCACACCCACAUCAACACCCCCUUCUCUGAGGGUGGUGCCCUUCCCUGGGAGCUCUACUCUCGCGAGGCCUCCUUCUCGGUCAAGCAGGACUAUGGUGUCCAGAUGGUCGUUCCUGAGGCUGCCGAGGGCGAAGUCCCUGUUCUCCUCGUGUACGAGGGUCCUGACCCCGCCGAAGGCCCCUACCAGCUGCCUCGCUCCAAGCCCACUGAUGCUGAAGCUCGUGCUUUCCAACAAGGACUUCAGGACGCCCAGAAGCACAUCCUUGAACUUAUCAAGAAGCAGGAGGCCAUCACCACUGCCACUCUUGAUGUUCCCGCCAAGUUCCACGAGAGACUUCGACGCUUCAUCAAGAAGGAGCAGGAGAGCCGCUCUGCAGACCAGAUCCCCAUCCGGGUCACCAAGGUUGGCACAACCAUCACUCUCCGAGGUCCCGCUUCGGCCGUUGAGUCCCUUGCUGCCAAGGCCAACUCCUUUGUUGAGCAGGAGAAGGAGGACGAGAAGGAGCGUGGCUUCACUCUGACCUUUGACUUCCCCCAGAAGUUUGCCAACCACCUCAUUGGAAAGGGUGGUAGCAACAUCAGGGAGCUCCGAGACCGCUUCGACGUUGAGAUUCAGGUUCAGGACGGCAAGGUUGAGCUCAAGGGUCCCAAGGCCAAGGCCGAGACUGCUCGCUCGCACAUUCAGAGUCUUGCUCGCACCCUGGCUGACGAGACGACUCACACUCUCAAGAUUGACCCCAAGUACCACCGUGAGCUUAUUGGUGCUCAGGGUAGCCAGAUCAACCGUCUGCAGACUCGGUACAAGGUCCACAUCUUCUUCCCUCGAUCUGCCAAGCCCGCUGCCGACGACCAGUCCAACGCCGAUGCUGCCAGCGAUGCCGGAAAGCCUCGUCGCCAGCAGCCUGCUGAUGAGGUCAUCAUCCGAGGUCCCAAGAAGGGUGCGGAUGAGGCUCGGGACGAGAUCUUUUCGCUGCACAAGUACCUCGAGGAGCACUCUGCCACUGCUACCGUCGCUGUUCAACAGAAGCAAGUUGGAUCUCUCAUUGGCCAAGGUGGUGCUGCCCUCGACGAUCUCCGUCAGGCUACUGGAGCUAAGAUCGACGUGCCUGCUGACCGAGACACCGAUAUCGUGGAGAUCCAGAUCAAGGGUACUGCUGCUCAGGUUGCCAAGGCCAAGAAGAUCCUCGAGGAGAAGCGAGCCGUCUUUGACGACACUGUCGUCCAGACUAUUGAGGUUGACAAGAAGCACCACAAGGCUCUUAUUGGUGCUAGCGGUUCUAACCUCCGCGAUAUUGUCGUCAAGGCGGGUGGCUCUGAUGACCGACGAGAGCUUGCCCGUACCAUCCAGUUCCCCAAGCAGGAGGCUGAUGGCAACACGAUCAAGAUUGAGGGCCGCACUGAUGUUGUGCAAAAGAUUAUUCAGCGCAUCCAGGAGAUUGUUGGCGAGCGUGAGAGCCAGGUUACCGAGGUGGUGGAUGUUCCUAUCGAGAACCACCGCUCGCUGAUCGGCCGAGGUGGUGAUGCCAAGCGUCAGCUCGAGUCCAAGUUCACCGUCUCCAUCGAUGUCCCCCGCCAGGGAGACGGCAAGACUGGAGUCAAGGUCACUGGCCGACCCGAGAACGUUGCCAAGGCCAAGGAGCAUAUCCUGUCUCUGGUCAAGGCGCAGCAGGGUGAGACCAUCCAGGUUCCUCGCAACCUUCACCACUCCAUCUCCAACGGUGGCCAGUUCUUCCGUCAGCUCCGUAACAACCACCAGGUUACGGUUGACCACGCUGGCCAGCCACUUCCUCCCAAGCCUGAUACAUCUACCCGCUCCAACGUGGGCGCCCUUCCUCUGAUCACUGAUGAGGAUGAUACCGCGACCGACGCCCACUCGUGGAAGGUUGUCCAGGUCGACGCUGGGGAUGACAGCGACUUCCCCUGGGUCCUCCGCGGCACGGCAGAGAACGUGGAGAAGGCCAAGGAGGCCAUCGCCAAGGCUGUCGAGCAGGCUAAGAAGCACGAUGCCACAGGAUACCUUGUUCUCCCUGACCCCCGAACCUACCGCCAUGUGAUUGGCCCCAACGGCUCCAAGGUCAACUCGAUCCGCAAGCAGAGCAACUGCAAGAUCCAGGUGCCUCGGGACCAAGCCAAGGAUGAGGCCAUUGAGAUUAUCGGAACCAAGGACGGUGUUGAGCUGGCCAAGGACCUCAUCCUCGCCGCCGUGCGGGAGGGCAGCAACAAGACGCGGGAGUAAUAUUGGUAGCAUCCAAUUGGACGGAGCAUUGCAGGGAAUAUGCGACCGUAAAGGUUGAAAUUCGACAGUAACUGUUGUAAUAAAUAUAAGAGUAAUGAAUAAUUCUCGAAUGCAUGCG